UGGGUUAAGAUAUGCUGACAAAUUUAAAUUGAAAAAAAAAGUGUGAAGUGCUUUGAAGAUGAUAUUCGUGAGUUGCUUUCAGUAUUGGAUGAAGCUUUGAAAUCUUUUCUGUGCAGAUGUUGAUGUCAGAGCGUCUGGGGAAUCGAAGAGGUGACAAAAUGAAUCCUCCGGUUUUGAUAGAGAAGUGGACCCAUUACACUAUCUCUCGAGAAGGUUGUUACUUUUGUUGGACAGCUGUUUCCUUUAAAAAAAGUUGAUUUUACUGAAACGAGUUCAAACGAAUUAAUCAAAGUGGACAAAAAGUUUUCUAAUUUUUUUCUUUUUUUUAGAAUUAUUAUUUAAUUGAGAAGCUCAUUGUGUAACAAAAAUUUGAAUAUUUCCUGUUCUUUUUUUAAUAAUAGAUUUUUUAAUAAUUAUAUAUAUAUAUAUAUAUAUAUAUGUAAUAUAGUCGGUCAGAUCUUUGACAGAAAGCCGUUUCAACUCUGUAGUCCCGCCCUCGAAACAGGAAAUUAGUUGCCGACAGGCGGUUCGAAUUAUACAUUUCUCGGGAGAACCGGUAAGAAAGUAAGAACUUUUUUUUCUUAUCUUUCUAUCUUUCAAUUUUCCUUCAUCGGCAAUCAAUAAUCAUCAAAGAAAAAUUGUAUCUAUUUACAUAAUAUCUAAUUGCAGGUAUCGUAAUCAAAAAAUUCUAUUAAUUUUUGUCUCUGUAUAUACUUCACUUUGCUUAUAUUCUAACCCACAGUAAGUUUCUUUUUAUGCAAGCUUUCUAAGAGGGGAGAAGUCGUCGACGUGUCCCCUCGACAGCUGCCACCACUGUAAGAUCCGGUUCACACGACUCUCCUCGCUUAUUCCCUUUUUCUUUUUUCUUUUUACAUUUUUAUAAGAGCUUUCUGAAAAUUAUAUUUUGCUGAAGUAUCGAAGAAAGAAAAUUUGGGAAAAUUUGAUGGGAAGAUUUAUAAAAAGUGUAAAAGAGUCAUCACAUACGGAGACUUUUUUGCAGAAGAGCACUUAUCAAGGACGUUCAAUUUGCAAUACAUUCACAUGGGGACAGUGUUAGUGGAAGUCAGUAAACAGGAAAACACUGUGAGCAUUCAUUCCUCUCUACUGACCCACAUUCGCAGAAGUCGCUUAUCUUUUCUUCUGCUUCUCUUCUAUACUCUUAAACAAUCAACCAUAAGUCACACCAUGGCUCGUUGAUCUGUCAUUUUUCGCUGUUCAGAUUUCAGGGACCAUCAGUCCAUUGUUUUUCUCUGUUCUGUUGAAAAAUGAUCGAUUUGUAAAGUCAGAUAGAAGAGAAGUGUCAGGUUGGAACGCCAUAUAAAGAGUAUACAUGGAGCUCAGGUCAAUGUCGAAACGACCACCACCUUAUACACAUGUCGAUAGACAUAGGUUUAUGAAUUCGCAAAACAUCUCCACGACGAAAAAACAAAAUGGUUUAAGAAAGGUCAAAUUCGAAGAACAAGAUGAUUCACCACCAGUAAUAGUUAAAGAUGAAUGUACCAAGUUUUCGAAAUGUAAAUUAUUUAUCUAUUCCAUUUGUGCGCUCCUGAUAUUCUUCAUAUGUAUUAUUUGGAUUUUUCUGGUGUUCCCUUAUCCUAUGCAUGCUUCUUGCAUUAUAAAAUGGAAAUUUGAAGAUCCUUGCAUAUACGUCAUGCAGAAAUUUCGGUCUCAAAUACUUAAUUGGUCAUCCUGCAUGAAUUGUGGACCACGUGGUAGCAAAUGUCUAUAUACGCUCAAAGAACCAAAUCCAAAUGAAAGUAAUAUAAUUAGAGCUACACAUCUUGCUUCAAAUUUAAGAACUACGGAAACGAUGAAAAUCGAUUUCGAACAAAUUAACAAAACUUGUAUAGCAACGGGAGAAUCCACAUCAAAUGAAUGGUUUAGAAUAUUUGAUUAUGGUACAAAUUACUGCAAUUUGCAUAAUUUAAUAACCGGGAUUGGUUUUGAUAAAAGUUUGAAGUUUUUGGAACUGACAAGCAAUACAGUUUGCACACAAUAUAAUAUGGUGGUUUGUAAUUAAAAAAAUUAUUUUGAUUUUUCUUUAUUAUUUAUAAAACAUUUUAAUUUAAUUAUAUUUGUUAACAAUUUUAAAUAAAAUUACAAAUAGGUUAUAA
Molecule: messenger RNA, 2114 nt
Organism: Apis cerana (Asiatic honeybee)
Lineage: Eukaryota; Metazoa; Arthropoda; Insecta; Hymenoptera; Apidae
Source: RefSeq, a predicted model, not a curated record